Molecule: messenger RNA, 1051 nt
Organism: Juglans regia (Persian walnut)
Lineage: Eukaryota; Viridiplantae; Streptophyta; Magnoliopsida; Fagales; Juglandaceae
Exons: 1
Coding region: 9-602 (197 amino acids)
Source: RefSeq, a predicted model, not a curated record
UCUUAGCAAUGAAGAAGCUUUACCGCCGUGGGAGCGUUCAUCCGUCGCCACCGAUCAUCUCCGACCAUCUUUCCUUCCUUCCUGCGACGAUCUUGACCCUCACGGCCGCUCUCUCACCCGAAGACCGAGAAGUCCUGGCUUACCUCCUCUCCUGCUCCAACAGCUCUGUCAACUUUGACGGCCGCCGUAGGACCACCCACCAUAAAGGCGGUGCCGAUCAUCCUCCUCAGUUCAACUGCAACUGUUUCCGUUGCUACACGAGUUACUGGGUAAGGUGGGACUCGUCGCCGAACCGGCAAGCGAUACAUGAAAUCAUUGAUGCUUUCGAGGCCGAGCUAAUGGCGCAUGGUAAGAAGAGCGGAAAGAGUAGGAAGGAAAGGAGGAAGAGAGGCUGUCACAACGGGUCGGCUGAGUUGAAGCGGCUGGAGGCGAGUUCGGUUAAGGACGAGUCAAGCGAGACGGACUCGCUGGGUGGAGAGAGUGGCAAUAGUCUUCAUGAUGGUGCCGGUGGCGGUGAUGGAGAAGAUGGGCUGGAGAAAGGGUCCGUGAGAAGGUUUGUAAGUUUCAUUGGGGAGAGGAUUUGGGGCGUUUGGAGCCAAUGAAAAUUGAGAGGGAAAGUGAAGGAAAAUGAAGAAAAAAAAUAAAAAGAAAAAAAAAGGUGGGUUUAGUUCCUUUUGAUUUUCUAUAUAUAAUCUUUUCCACUUUUUUUUUUUUUUAAUCUUUCUUUUUGUAUAUUACCCUUUUACAAUGUGAAAAAUGGGUAGUGUAAUUUUGGAUCAUCAAGAGUUGGCCUAUUUUCUUCAAAUUAAGCCAUCAGAAUUGAUGCUCCAUCACUUGUUUAUCUUCAUGGUUUCCAUCUAGAUAACGUAACUAGAUGGAAUCAGCGAAGUCGGUCAAAGUUCUGUGAAUAAAUAAGCUUAGGAAGUUUUAUCUUUCAAAUUAUAGCUUCUUCUAUCUAUUUGGACUUCAUCCAUCAAACAUGUAGAUUGUUUUAGCUUAACCAUCACCUUCUUGUGUUUCUCAGUAUAAUCAAAUUACUCUGUUGGGUUCA